CUCACUUAUUUUGCACGAGGAGCUGUCCCCACUACCUGCACCAUGCUGGGCCACAGACAAGGAGCUGGAGAGCACUGCUGAACCUCCCUUGGGCAGCAAGAGCCUCCCACAAGCCAUGAAAGUGCUGCAGGGCUGGCAGACAGGGCUCUGACUCUCACCUCCUCUGAGCAGGGCUGGGUUCAGCCCUCAAACAGAGGAUCUGCUUUGCCCCGAGCCCCACCUGACCCUUCCUCCAUCGAGCAUCCCCUGCCUGCUGCCCCACCUCAGAAGAUGGCUGCUCCAGUGCUGGGCUGGCUGGUGAAUCGCUCCCUCCUCCUUCCCCUGGACUCUGCUCAGCUGCUCGGCACAAAAGCCUCCUGCCUGCAGCUGGCCGCCGCGAGGAACGUGAACAUCAUCCUGCAGCACUACAACUUCUCAGGCAAGCUCGCCAAGCGGCCCUCCGGCGACGAGGGCAUGGGGCUGCUCCGCACGGCCUUCGCCGUCAUCAGCUGCCUCAUCAUCCUGGAGAACCUGCUGGUGCUGCUGGCCGUGCUGCGCUGCCUGCGGGGCCGCCGCUGGGUCUACUCCUGCAUCGCCAGCAUCACCCUCAGCGACCUGCUGGCGGGCGUCGCCUACCUCUGCAACCUCUGCCUGUCGGGCAGCAAGACCUUCCAGCUGUCCCCGCAGCUCUGGUUCCUGCGGGAGGGCAUCCUCUUCAUCGCCUUGGCCGCCUCCACCUUCAGCCUGCUGGUGACGGCCGUGGAGCGCUACAGUGCCAUGGUGAGGCCCAUCGCGGAGAACGAGGCCAGCAAGACCCUGCGCCUGCGCGGCCUCAUCGUGGCCUGCUGGCUGCUGGCCCUCGUCAUCGGCCUGCUCCCGCUGCUGGGCUGGAACUGCCUCUGCGACUUCCAGGCCUGCUCCGUGCUCCUGCCUCUCUACUCCAAGAACUACAUCCUCUUCUCCGUGGUUAUGUUCAGCAUCAUCCUCCUGGGUAUCAUCGGCUUCUACAUCUCCAUCUUCCACCUGGUGCAGGCCAGCUCCAGGCAAAGCAGCUCCCGGCACGGCCGCCGGCGCUCCCUGCGCUUGCUGAAGACGGUGCUGAUGAUCCUGGGGGCCUUCAUCCUCUGCUGGAGCCCCCUCUUUGUGCUGCUGCUCUUUGACGUGUUCUGUGACACCGGGGCCUGCAGCCACCUGCACAGCCUGGACUGGACCCUGGCUCUGGCCCUGCUCAACUCGGGGGUCAAUCCCGUCAUUUACUCGCUGCGGAGCGUGGAGGUUCGCCGUGCCGUGGGGAGCCUGCUGUGCUGCUGCUGCGUCAGGGCCGGGCUCUGCGGGCCCGGCAGCUGCGUGGUCAUCUCGGACAUCAACUCCGGCUCCUCCACCGAGAGCUCCCUGCGCUGCCGGGACAGCUUCCGCAGCUCCGUGGCCUGGAACGCGCGGCCCAGGGCGCCGCUGUCCAGCAACUCCAGCAUGAUGAGCAACCUGCCCAGUCUGUGAGGGGCACGGCGAGAGCCAGAGGUGCCAGACAGCCCCCAGGAGCUCGAGGUGCAGCCCCUGGCCUGGCAGGACUGUAGCAAGGCUGACGGGUUGUGAGCCGGGCCAGGCUUUGCAGUCCCGUGGGGCUGGGAUGGUGCCGCGGGGUGGGUGCAGCACAGGGAGAGGAAUUGCUCCUAGGCUGGCGGUGAAAGACACAGGCACAUUUUGGGAUGGAUGCUCUGCUGGGACAGCUGCAGUGCUCAGGUUCUGUGUGUGAGCUCUGGGUGUGCAGAGGUGCUGCAGCUGCUCACCUGAGGGUGUUUUGCCCCAGGGCGCAUUGGCAAAUAGGAUGGAUUUUCCCAACCAGGUGGCCCUUCCAAGCCUUUGGAAUCUUUUUGGACCUUCUGUGAUGGGCACAGCUGCUGGGAAGGAAUGCAAGCUUGAUGUCCUGCCCAGCCUGAGGAUGGCAGAGGGCUGCAGCCACAGCCCACACCCUCCCCGGGGUGCAGAGGCUGAGCACUGAGCCAGGGCAAAUGCUGUGACCGUGCUCAGAGCUGCAGUGACAGGGCUGGCACUGGCACGGGCAGAAGGAGGUGCCAGAGAGACUGGGGAGCCUGGUGCCAUCCUGAGCCUGAAGACACGGCCAGCUUGUGCCUCAGAUCCCUGCUCUUCUGCUCUCCCAUGUAGGGAAUAAUCAGAGCAGCACCCAAAUGCCUCCUCUCACCGUGCCAAAGGCCACCAAAGCACUGGGGACUCACACGAAUCCUGCUGGCCCAGCCCCUCUGCAGGAGCUGAGCGUGCAGCCCAUUUGUUUUGCAAUAAAUCAAGGUGAUCAGAAAGCCUUGGGCUGAUUCCCUUCGACUUUUUCCUCUGGAGGCCAGGUACUGCCUGGGGGAUGCUUUUGUAGUCUGAGGACAGCUGGAGCUGCCCUCCUGUUCUCAAGACAGGGGGAUU
Molecule: messenger RNA, 2409 nt
Organism: Motacilla alba alba
Lineage: Eukaryota; Metazoa; Chordata; Aves; Passeriformes; Motacillidae
Gene: S1PR4
Product: sphingosine-1-phosphate receptor 4
Exons: 2
Coding region: 271-1476 (401 amino acids)
Biological process (GO): G protein-coupled receptor signaling pathway
Cellular component (GO): membrane
Molecular function (GO): sphingosine-1-phosphate receptor activity
Source: RefSeq, a predicted model, not a curated record